UGUUAAACCAACACAUGAGCUGGUCACAGUGACCGAAAGCGCUGAGUCCGGCGGUCAGAGCUGUGUGUGUGUGUGUGUGUGUGUCACUCUUGAUCUGAGACGGCAGCAUGAGGACGAGUCUGCUCCUGCUGGUGUGUGUGGGCUUCGUGCACGGUCUGGGCAGGGUCUCAUUAAGCCGCUUGCCUUCAGUUCGUAGUCGACUGCGAGCCGCUGAGCAGCUGAAUGAGUUCCUGCGUGAGCACCAGCCAGACGUCUUCUCGCGGCGCUAUGCCCAGUGUUACCCAGCCACACAACACUACCUUCGUAUGGGGGGCAGAUCCACAGAGAGACUCUACAACUUCAUGGACGCCCAGUUCUUCGGUCAGAUCAGUCUGGGCAAACCAGAGCAGAAUUUCACGGUGGUGUUUGAUACGGGCUCCACUGACCUCUGGGUGCCAUCAUCUUACUGCGUGAGCCAAGCAUGCGCGAUGCAUCACAAGUUCAAGGCCUUUGAAUCGAGCACAUAUGCGCAUGAUGGACGGGUUUUUGGCAUCCAUUACGGCUCUGGGCACCUGCUGGGAGUGAUGGCCAGAGAAGAGUUAAAGGUGGGCUCUGUGACGGUCCAGAACCAGGUGUUUGGAGAGGCUGUGUACGAGCCCGGUUUUGCCUUUGUCCUGGCUCAGUUUGAUGGGGUUCUGGGUCUGGGUUUCCCUCAGCUGGCAGAGGAGCUGGGCUCGCCUGUGUUUGACACUAUGAUAGCACAGGGAUUGCUGGAUGAACCUGUCUUCUCCUUCUAUCUCAAGAACAAUGGCUCUAGUUUUGGAGGGGAGGUGGUGUUUGGAGGUGUGGAUGAAACCCGGUUCGUUUCUCCCAUCAACUGGAUUGCAGUCACUCAGAAGGGAUACUGGCAGAUCCGAUUAGAUGUUGUGAAGGUUCAGGGAGCCCUGAGGUUCUGCUAUCGUGGUCCUCAAGGCUGUCAAGCUGUACUGGACACGGGAACUUCUCUAAUUGGCGGCCCAGCCAGAGACAUCCUGCUCCUCCAGCAGUUUAUUGGAGCAACACCGACCGCUGUUGGAGAGUUCCUGGUAGACUGUGUCAGGAUCAGCAGUCUUCCUGUAGUGUCCUUCCAGAUCAAUAAUGUGGAGUAUUCUCUCACUGGAGAACAGUAUAUCAGGAGGGUGAGGACCACACAACAACCGUUUCAGCAUUUCAAUCCCUCCAAUUUAAGGAGACACUGAACAAUAAGGAGAUCUGCUUCAGUGGCUUUCAGUCCAUAGAUGUGCCAUCUUCAGCCGGACCCAUCUGGAUUCUAGGAGACGUUUUCCUCUCUCAGUUUUACAGCAUCUACGACCGAGGUCACAAUCGAGUGGGAUUGGCUCAUCUUUCAGAAAACUCACAAAUCUCUGUGUAGACCACAUCUCAUCUCUGAAUGUGCUGCUGGAUGCAGAAGAUGAU
This is a messenger RNA of Carassius gibelio (silver crucian carp), 1434 nucleotides long. RefSeq names its product nothepsin (gene nots). Gene Ontology annotation, biological process: proteolysis. NCBI's taxonomy places the organism in Eukaryota, Metazoa, Chordata, Actinopteri, Cypriniformes, Cyprinidae. The transcript has 9 exons. Bases 108 to 1217 code for a protein of 369 amino acids. The record is from RefSeq and is a predicted model, not a curated record. Gene Ontology annotation, molecular function: aspartic-type endopeptidase activity.